GAAUAUAAAUUUUAUUUAAGCAUCCUGAACAGCGUUUUUUUUUAUAUCGUUGGAAGCCUGCGAUGUGUGACGAGGCGACGAAGCGAGAAAAGUCCCCGACAAAAGGCUCAACAAACCGGUCUGCGGUUGAACAAGGAACUCGUGACUACCCUACUUUGUGUUGCUCAUUGCAUGCAAUGUGUAUCGUUUGGAUCUGAGCAGCGUAUGUUCUUUGGUAUUACAUUUCAUGUGUGCAUUGGGCUCCAUUGAGCUGGUAAUAGUAAAAUCUUCUGUUGAUACUCGCCGAUAGAACCUUCGAUUUGCAGGGGUUGGAAAUCAACACACAACUUCCAGUUUGCAUUAUUUUGCGAUAUUUCCGUUUGUUUACACUGUUAGCAGUUAGUUACAUGCGCGAUCGGUCAAGAUUUUUCACAACGCCGAUGACAAACUGACGGCUUGUCGAACCUCGGCGCUGCAGCGCGAUGAAUUUUCCAGAGUAAUGAGUGGGAAAUGCCGAUUGACUUGACCGAAAAGUAUGGCUAAACAAUGACUUUAUCGUUCGACCAGGUGGAACAGUGGCUUGACGAUCAUCCACAGCAAGCUGAGGAAUACUUUGUGCGUAAGGCUACCGCGCGAAUGGUUCAACUGUGGAAUGAGGCAAGAAGCGACUGCUCUGACGUUUUCUGCUCGGAUGCAAUCGAGAAUUGCAGUGCUCGGAGAGGAAAGAAUUUUCGCUUCAACGACACAGUGGACAUAAUCAAUUCGAACGAGGAAGAGGAAGCUGUAAACGAAGCGGGAGAUACAAAAUCUUUUAGUAACCCAACAUCACCUAUCACUCGGAGGUAUUCCGAACCGCAGCGCCAGGGGAAUCAAAAACGACACUGGAUUCUAGGUUACGGAGAAACACAGGGAUUAAGCGGUAAAUCAGUAUCAUCAAGUUUUGUCGACUCUCUGGACUUAAGUACCUAUGAAAUCCGAGAGGAAAGAACGAGACGAGUGAGGAGUCCCCCUUCACGUCAGCUCCGCAAAACCAAAUCGUUGCCGAAUUGUGGACAACAGCAUGUUCUGGGGGCAUUAAUUGAGUCCAAAAUUCGCCUGCCCUCUUCUGUAGGCCUAAAUGCUGAAUCAAAACUGGAUUUAAAGAACAGCAAUGAAAAGCAGUUUUUCUUCGAGAUAGUGCGGGACAUAGCCAAUGAUUUAGACCUGACAACACUGAGUUAUAAAAUUCUAGUCAAUGUUGGGAUUCUGACGAAUGCUGAUCGCUGCUCAUUGUUUCUUGUGGAGGGGCCGAAAGGUAAACAGUCACUCGUUUCAAAGGUUUUCGAUGUGCAAGUUGGAUCCACGAGUUCAACAGCGAAAGACUUUAUUAACCAGCAGAGAGAAAUUACUGUUCCGUGGGGAAAGGGUCUUGUUGGUUAUGCUGCAGAGACCGGAGAAACAGUUAACAUCCCCGAUGCCUAUGCGGUUUGUAACGUUUUAGUAUAAAUAAAUCAUUAGGGUUUUUAGGCGUAUGUAAACCUUCAUUCGCUCUCUUAAGUCGCCGGCGCCUUGGCUUAACGUACCUUGCAAAAGGGGCUCUCUUGCACAUUGCAUAUAAAAAGGCGACACCAUAAUUAUCGGACCGUGAUCGUUCGAAUUUUGAUGAGUCGUUCGAUUCUGAUAGCGCGCGCUGUUAAUUUGAGCGCUUUGGAUUCAAGCGAUCAGCUUUGUACUUUUAGCAGAUCACAACAUUCUAUUCCGUUUCCACUUAGUUUGAUGGCUUCGAAUCGUGUAAGGUAGCGUGGGUUGCAAAAACCACUGUUCUGUUUGCAGAAAUUAAAUUGGGUCACAUACCCGGAUCAAACCAAACUUAAACGGGAUGGCUAUUUUUGUUCGUAUUAUUAAUUCACAUCCAUUUUAUUUGUAUUUUACCAACCGAAGCGCAUUUUAAAGAAACGUAAACGAGAUCUUAACUGUUAUCUGGUAUCGAAAAAUUUCCUGCCUCUAGAUAAAAUAUUGUAGGAAAUUUUUACCUUUAAUUGUAUUUACGAAAAGUAAGAAAUUGGUCAAAGUUAUAAUGUGGCUUUAAUUCGAAACGACACGGCUAAAGGCAAGCUCACGGCUGAAGUAUCAUUAUGAAUUCACGGCUUUAAAUUUGCAUUUUUAGCAUUUGUGUUCAUAAUCUUGGAGAAAAUCAUCUUUUUAAUAUCGGCACGAACACUUUAAAAAUCUUUUUGGUUAUCAGAUCGCCUUUAAAUGCGAUAAAAUGUUAUCACGACGUCUUCUCUCGUCUCAGUCUGGCUACUGCUCGAGUGUGUGGGUGGCUUAUUAAGCUAUAAAGCCGAAAUUAUACACAGCCGAGUUAACUUGACCUACCAAAUUCGUGUUUGUCGCGCUUCAACGACUUUGAUUAAUGUGUCUCUCGCUGUGACCUAUUUUUUGUCCAUUCCUUUUAACCUUCAUCGACCUGUUCCGGCCCUUCAAAAAGCCGCGAAAAUGUUAGCUUUCUCCUGCGAUGCAUUCGUAAAAUCGCAAUGUUUAAACUCUCGACGCUUGUAUGUUUAUUGUCGCUUACAAAUCAUGGCGUAUAUUGUUUUUGUCGUUUUAAAAUUAUUGCGAACCGGGAAGAUUAGGAAAGCGUGAAUUUGUUGUUGUUGAAUCCUGUUACUGUACGACCAACAUUGGCGUGUAUAUUUCAGCGGUAUUUUGACGGAUUUCCUUUUUAAACUCUUGUUUUUAAUCUGAUUGUCACCCAAGUACUUUGUUGACAAGCGAGAUAUAGCUAGAGCUGCUUAUUUUGUUUGACAUUUUUAGUGCAAGAUGCACAAUUACUCUGUUUGCUGUGUAUUUGCAGAAACUUUCAAAAUUAUCCUUUUUUAGCAGAUAAAAAUAUUUUUUGACCAUUACGAGCUUAGUUCUAAAUUUGAAGGUCAUUCUUUAAAUUAAAGUCUCUAUUAUUAUUGGCACUUUUUAAUGGAUAUUUUGUUACCUCAAAAAUAUAUGCAUGAUGAAAACUCACAUUGACAGCAGUUUUUCUUGUACCUUUUUAAACGUUACUGACACCAAAAACUGCUCUGUAUGUAGAUGCAUUAUCACAGGGGUGUUUACAUGGUCAUUUUCAAGGGCACACCCUUUCAUGACAAUAUUGCCUUUGAUAUGUGCAAUUUUUUUUAAAACCCUGGUUGUUGGUCUGGAUGAGGUUUGAACCCACGACCUCCUGCUUGGCAGACUGGUGCACUCCCAACUGAGCUAACCUGGGCUGCAGUUAAUGAGUGAUCAAUAAUUAAAUAAAUAAUAAUAAUAACAAUAAUAAUAAUAAUAAUAAUAAUAAUAUUAUUAUUAUUAUGAGCAGUAAAUUCUGCAUUUUUGGACUCUAUAAGUAAUGGAACUUCGAAACCUAUUUUUGGAUUCAGAAUCCAAAUUUAGAUUUUCCUAAAAAAGCCCAAGCUAACUCUAAGAUUCUGUCUGUCAUUUUGUUCAUUAAUAUAGGACCCUCGCUUCAACAAAGAGGUUGAUCUUCAGACUGGCUAUCAUACAAAGAGCUUAUUAUGUAAACCAGUGAAGAACAAUGAAGGAGAGGUGAGAACAAGUGAAGUAUGUCAGUUUAUUCUUGGGGAGUUUUAAAAAAAAUUCAAUCUUCUGGCCCCGUGCCGGAACAUACUUUUGUCGCAUGAAUCAUGUGGCGAAAGUUAUCACUUGAGAGAAACAUGUCAGUGGCUAAUUUAGCAGACCUUCACUUUGUCUUAUAGCUUGGGAAAUCAACUGGGUUGAAUUCGUAAAGAUCUUUUGAAGAAAGUGACAAACAAAGUUAUUGUCAUUCAUUUGUAGCCCACUUAUAUUGCUUCAAGGAUGUUUCAACUAUCUUGGAUACAAGAUCAGUGUUAAAUAUGAAAUCUAAUAAUACCAUACCAUAUAAAGAGGCCCUGUUAGGGUAAAAUUCCGACAACUGACAUGACCUUGAAACAGCGAGAGAAGACUAGAUGAAAUGGCGACAUACAACAAAUUCAUAUCAGGGACAUAUGUGCCUCAGCUCCGCCUCUAUAUAAGUUCUAAAAACCCAUACCAUAAAUCCCUCUCCCUCCCCUCCCUAAGUGCUAAACAGAGAGUAGGGGCAUAUUUAGUCUCACUUGGUUUAGCUGAGAGACUCUAAAAAUGCAACCGUUUCUUUCUUUGUUCGUGUUUGUGUGGGUACCAAAUGGGCAUCAUGGUCUCAGGCGUUCCCAGCAGAGUCCGUGGAACCUGGCGAUAAAUGUGGCGGCGUGACAAGAGCCAUGCAUAGAAAGAUUAGGAAAUAUUAAUGCGAAAUAUGUCGAGCUUUUCAGGAAUGGGUCGGUUCACGAUUUUGGCAAUGGUUGAAAUGUCGCGCCAUGUUGAUCACACAUUUUGAUGUAAUUUCUCUUGAAUUGAGGCCCUAAAUGAUUUUCGUGUAUUUACCCACGUGUACUUACAAAUCGUUGAAUACAAUAUUAAAAGUAAAUAUCUUAAAGAAUACUUGACCGUCAAUAAAGGAAGGAGUCUCAUGGUAAACAAACUGGGAUACAAGAAUUACUCUGGGGCAAGAGCUCAUCAUCAUCAUCAGAUCAAUCGACUGAAUAGCAGUCGACUGUUAGUCAUCUCCAACUGGCUCGGUCUAGGGUAUUGUAGUACAUGUUGUCAUCCUCUGAGAAAUGCUUGUUGGGGUCGAUCCAUUCCUGUAUUGUAAUUGGUUGGAAAAGGACUUCCGCAGUCUCCCUUGGGGUCCUCUCCUAUAUAUGGGAGGGCUCAUACAACGAACCAAGGAAAUUCCAUUUUCAAUCAUGUGCAGCUCUUUCUUUGUCUUGUCCCAUUAUGCUUCUCGCAUCCCAGCUUGGCAUUUUUGUAUCACAUGACUUACCAGCUCCAAAUAAAAGGGCCCUUGGGAGGACUUAUUAGAAAGAAGGCGGGGAGGGGGUGGGGUGACUGCUUAUUAGACGAUUUGUUGUAACUUUUCAGCUACAAAUAAAAAGGGUCCUUAGGAGGACGUAUCAGACAGGGGGUGGGGAGGGGGUUGUGGUCAGGGUUUUAUAGAGGAUUUGCUCUAAGGCGCGUAACUUUGACAUUUUGAAUACGCAGGUUGUUGGGGUUGCCCAGAUAAUAAAUAAGAUGCCUGGUCCAGUACCCUUCACUGAAGAAGAUGAGGAGGUAAUCUCAGCUUAAGCUUGAUUACAUGAGAAGUUGUUUGAAUUAUUUCAUGGUUAACUCGGAUGACCUGGUGAUCACUCGUAUUGAUCCACGUGAACAGUUAAAUGUGGGUGAAUGUAAUUUAGGCUAAGUUACACACUAAUCAAACGCUGGGCAGCAGUUUUUCCCAGGGUUGGUGUGCGGGGUGACCGGGUGUUGUAUUCAUUGCAGUUGCAUGUUUACAGCCGAGCUCGCCCUUCCCUCUUGGCAUGUCAGUUACGUGGUAAGUAAUUAGUUUUCACUGUUUUUUCAGUGUGAGGGCGCCCAGUGGUUGCCGCUGGUUGGUUGCCAUGGAUACGCUAUGCAUUCGGCUCACUUUGUCUAGUGGCUCCACCUUCGUUUGCGAGGCACCAUUCCCCAAGCUCAUCUAUUGCUGAUCGGUUUAAAUGACAGUUCAUGUAAUAGUUAUGAAUACUGUUAAUUUUCAAAUGGUCUUCCUCCUUAGGUUUGUGAAAUGUACCUGACGUUCUGUGGGAUAGGUAUUACCAAUGCCAAACUAUUUGAACUCUCAGCAAUUGAAUUUAAUAGGAACAGAGUAAGUACUUAUAAUGGAACAGAACUUUUCUUCACCUUUUUCACUCCUCAAAGUGACCAAAGGAAAAAUCCUUGGAAUUCCUAAAAAAUAAGCACUACUGAGUGUGCAAAAUUCUACAAAAGAGGUUUCAUUUAAUUUCAUCCACAGCUUUUAAAGGUGCAGCAUAAAAAUUUUCCUACUGACACUUUCUCCAGUGAGUGAAAGGGCGUCACAGGGAAGGAUGUGGAGUUUAGAACUCUUCAGACUCUUAAUUAAAAGCCUAAAAUUUUUCUGGAUUAAUUUUUUCCAAACUUACCCUAGAUAACUGUUUAAGAAGUUGUUUUCUUUGAAACAGGCAUUGCUGGAGCUUGUCCAUGACAUCUUUGAAGAGCAGACUUCACUUGAUAAAGUGGUACAUAAGAUCAUGAGAAGAGCUUUAUCAAUGCUGAAGUGUGAGAGGUGUUCUGUUCUCCUGUUAAUGCAUCCAGUUCUUGGCAACAGUUUAGCAGAAGAAACAGCUCAAGUAAGACUCUUCCUUCCGCUACAGUACACCAAACCAAGUUCCAAUGUUCAUUUUUUAAUUAGAUGCUCAAUUUGACAUCUUUUACAGUCCUGUCAAAAUCUUUGUGUAGCAAACUGCCGUUUAGCACUUGCCAGUAGUCAAGUCAGCUCGUACCUAGAAUCCUUGUCUCUUAGAGGCCUCUUAGUGAAGUUCAGUUUGGAGUAAACUACUCAAAUAAUUGACUGAGUUCUGCUAAUAUAAUUUUUAUUGUUUAUAGGACUUAAGAAUAACAAAAGUGUUCAACCUUCGUGUUUCAGGAAGUAGGAAUACCAAUAGUACAAUGUAAGUCUUGAUGAUUAUAUUGUAGACGGAAACAAUUGCUGGUUUUCCUAACAAGUCUGGAUCUUUCCUAAAGUAAAGUAUGGAGACAGGAAAUGUAGUGGCUCAAGCCUCAUUUCAACAGGGGGGUGUGUAAUUAUUAAAUUUGUUCGAAACCUGGGGUUUUAAUAAUUUUUAAAUCUUUACUAUUUUAAGAGGGUGGGUUUUUUCGGUUUCCCUUUGUACUGAGAAAGGGUGGGGUAGGCGAAUCCACUCCCUAGGGGGUCCCCUGUUGACAUUAUGAACCAACCAUUUUCUAAGUUUUGGUUUAGUGGGACUAAACUGUGUUAACCAAGGCGUAACUUAGCUAGCAAUAAACCUGCCUUAUCUGCCAGUUUUUGGAUAGUCACAUAAUUUUGUAAGACAUCUUGGGACUCUCCUCUUUUUCUUUCAGUUACAGUGAGGGAAGAGAUGAUGGCUCUUUCUGUACAAGGGUAGCAAAGCUAGUUGCUUCAAGUGGCAAGGUAAAGAGACAUUUUUGCACAGGGCUUAAUGGCUGGAUAAAUGAGCAGGGAAAUGUAUUUUAUUGUAGAUGGUCAGGGGUGUAGCCAGCCCAUAGACCUGUAGACCUGGGCCCACAAAUUUUUGGUUCGAUCACUCUAGUAUACCACUUGUAAUAUUAUAAAUCAUGUGUUGUUGGGGUGAGCUAAAAAGCUUAAGAGCUGAAGUGUUGGUGAGGUCAGUGUGUAUUGGUCAUGGGUGCAAUUUUCAGGAUGUGUGGAAAUGAAAGUCAGCCAGGUCCACAAUAGUCGAAAAGAUGGCUAUGCCCCCGAUGGAAUAAACCUGAAAGAUAAUAAGGCAUGUUUCUCUAGAAGAAACACUCUGAGAAAAUCAGAUCUUCAGGGACUUUCGAGAAAUGGGCCUGAGAAACUUAAACUGUGCACUUGUUUAUUUGUAAAUCUCAGCUAUGUUGUUGUUUGCCAUAAAUUUCUAUAUCCCUUGUUUUUUUGUAGACAGUCAAUGUUCCUGAUGCUGCGCUUGAUCCAAGGUUAAAAGGAAUUGUAAGUUAUCAUCUCGUUCUUGUGUGACAUGCUAUGGUGCUACCUUUCGCCCCAUAUAAAGGGAUCUAAGGCAGUCUUGGAUUCUGGAUUCCACACAAUGGAUUCCGGAUUCUAGGUACUGGAUUCCAGUCUUUGUCAGUCUUGUCAGUGAAUCCAAUCCAGAUUCCCUUUAUUUUGUUAGCUCCUGGGAUUUGGACGUUUUCCUUGGCUGUAUUCUAAAGGAUUCCAAAGAGCCCUUCUGACCCAGAUGCAAAAUAUCGGAUGCCACAUAGUGCCAAAUUUUCCUUUGUAUUGGGCAUUUAGAUUCAUUUUGGUGGGAAGAGUUUUUAGGAAAGCUUUUAGGAUCAGGCAAAUAUUUGGAACAAGAUUUUCAUGGAGAUUUUCAGGUCCUUGUAUUCUUUCUCCGGUGUCCUUGACUGAAUUCUGGUAUGGUUUGAAAGAUUCCCUUUGGGUCCUUGACCGUUAAAACUGAUGAUACAUCUACUGCAUUAAUUUAUUGUUGUAAAUGGGAUCGAGUAUCAGUCUUUUUGGUGAAUCAGUCCUAUCCAUUGCCUGUUUUGCAGCUUGCAAUAAGUGCUGACAAUGGAGUUGAUGCCCAUCGGCCGAUUUUGUGUAUGCCAAUUAGGAACAACAAGUUUGAAAUUAUCGGUGAGUAGAGUACUUUCAAUUUUUUUUCCACAAGUUGCAUGUUCUUAGUAAAUAAUGUAUACAAUAAUUCGUCUUCCGGAAUGUGAGGAUAGUAGUCUGCAAGGCUUAAAAUACCUGCAUAAAUUGUGUGAGUAAAACGCACCAGAGAUUCUGAUUCUCAAGUCUUAAAUGCCAGGAAUCUCUUUACUUAACUUAGGGAUGGGUUGGGAAGAGGGCAUUGCGGAAAACUCUUUGAUAAAUGAGAUAAUCUUACUUAUUAAACUGUUCAUUUAAUAAUUAAAUGUUUAUUUAGUGUGUAAUUAACAUUGCGUUAUGUUAAACUAUUUCAGGAGUUGCUCAGUUGAUUAGCAAAUUAAACAACAAACCGUUUGAUGAGAGUGACGAGACAUUAUUUGAGGUACAGCUUACAUAUUUAUGCUACAAUGUAGUACAAACCCUUUCAGCAUAGCAUGUUAGCACAGUAUGACCGAGAAGUGCAACAAUCUUCACAGCUUUUUUUCGUUCACAAGACGACAAAAAAAAUUGGAGAGGUGUGGAAGCAGAGAGAAAGGAAAGAAAGUUUCUUCCAUCCCUAACCUCCCAAUUUAUGUCCAGUUUUAUGGGGGCAGUCACAAUGCGUUGUGUUGUGAGGUCAUCGAGGUUUCAGACAAAGAAAGUUAUUAUUCCUCAAGAACUUGACAACUUUGCUUGGCGUUUCAGGCUAUCACUAGUUGAAUUGUUCGUAAAAAAAACUUUCCAACUUAUCUCUGUAGGCAUUUGCCAUUUUUUGCGGCCUUGGAAUUCACAACACCAUGAUCUAUGAUCAAAUGGCGAAAGCAAAAGCCAAGCAACAAGUAGCAAUAGAGGUGAGCUGAAGAGCGAUCGCGCUAGGGCUUCUGGUGUUAGAGUUAAGGUUAACGUAUUUACUGUUUGGGCAUUGCUGCCUUCUCGUACUAUCUCAUUGACAAUUCCCUGACAUGUCUGAUUAUUAUAAAGAUACACGCAACAUUUUACAGAUAUGAUUUGGCAUGUUUGAAAUUUAUUUUUCAUAGACUGGCAAAACCUGAGACAGGCUUUAUAGCAAGCGUUUUCGUGCAUGCCAGUGCAAAAUUGAGAGUGAGGACACCUUCAUCCCCCCUCUAGCCCCGCCCUAUCCAAAAAAACGAAAUAUAAAAAAAAAUCCUCCCUCCCCCCUCUCGAGUUUUUGCUACCGCCCUAACUAUAGACGUAGAAAACAAACUGCAACGCUUCUGUUGUUUUCUUAAAAGCUGUUCCAAAUCGCUUAACGCAAAUUCUCGUAACAGUUCUAAAUUGAACGCUUUGUUAUAUAUUUUACUAACUAUUUGCCUCGUGUUUUCAAGGUAUUGUCAUACCAUGCUGCCGCUAAGAGAGGCGAAAUUGACAGACUCAAGGUAGGUUUGGCGAUCAGUAAAGGAGAGCAUGUUCUUUGUCUUCGCCUAGAACCAAAAUAUGUCGAACUUUUUGUAUCGCAUAACCAUUUUAAUCUGGAAUACACUGAUGAUAGUGUUUCUUUCUUUUUUUUUUAAAUACCUAAAAGCAACUUAGUAACACCGUGCCAAGUAGCUUUCGUCCAAGAGCCUGACUUUAUGAGCGAUGUUUUGGUGAUUUCGAGAACUUUUAAACACUGAACCGAUUAUUAAAUUGAAUGAAAUGUUAAAAUAAUGUUCUGGGCUGAGUUGCUCAAAGCAUGGUUAGCUUUAACCAUUGGUUAAGCAGUAUCAAAACCAAUACUUUGUCAUGGUAUUAAACGCUGGUUAACGCUAACCAUGCUUCGAGCAACUGGGCCCUGGAGUUGUAGAACAGUAUAACUGGACAUUCAAGAUUAGAUGGCGGUAUUAAAUGAAUAGAUACACUACUUUCAUUGUAAGCGGCUGUGUAGUCAUGCUUGUAGGGGCGGUGUUAAUCCUCAGUUAUCUAAGUAUACAUGGUAACUAAUGAGUUACCUGCUGAUUUCCUUUGCAGAAUACUCCAGUACCCAUGGCUUCAGAACUCAAACUUGACAGUUUCCAGUUUAAUGACUUUUCCCUUGAACCUAACGAGAUGCUGCAAGCUUCACUUAGGAUGUUUAUCGAUUGUGGAUUCAUUGAUGAAUUUCACAUAGACUACGAGGUAAACACACGACGGAACAAUUUAGGUUUCUGGGAAACUGCCCACCUACCCCUUCCUUUAAGCCAACAUUAACACUAACUUCUCACUUAGGGCAAAAUGUUGAUUUUGGGGGGUGGUAUGUGGGCAGUUUCCCAGAAACCUGAAUUAAUCCCACACGACAACGGAUUUGUUCGUUUCUUCCUUAACUUGGGUGCGGUCCCCAUAGACCUAUUUGGCUAACUCAAUGAUGUACCCAAUUCAAAUCUCCCGGAGUUAAGAUUCUUUGUGCAGUGUAUUUGCAUUAGAACGUGGCAUUCACAUUUAAAUGAUAUGGAAAUUCCAAAAAGAAAACGUUUUAUUCCUAAAGGGUUUGAAUUGGGUACAACAUUUAGUUAGCCGAAUAGGUCUAUGAAUUCAACUUCAGGAAAAUUCAUCUAGAUUGAAUUUUGAGCGAGUUUGAAUAAUCGUAACAAGGUUUAAAAAACGCGAAUUGAUUUUAUUUGUGACGUUUUCGCUGCUGUCGAAUUCUUGUGUUCGAUGCCUGAAAACUGAAACGGACUCACGUUAACAUACGAGGCCAAAUUUAGCGCAAUACCCAUCUUAAUUUUUCUCAUUUUAGGUUCUCUGUAGAUGGCUGUUAACUGUACGCAAAAAUUAUAGAAAUGUUAUCUAUCACAACUGGAGACACGCCUUCAAUGUGGCUCAGUCAAUGUUUUGCAUGCUCAAGGUAUGUAGUUAACCCUUUAAGAGUGACCAAAAUCAAUUUUUUCCUAACGAUGUCAAUACAAAUCAUUUCCAUAUCAAAGGCUGAGCACUUAACGUCGUUUUGAUACAGAAGCCUGGGGGAACUCGGAAAUAGCCUAUUAGCGAAAACUGUGGCAUUAAACAACUUGUAAUGGCUCUCAAAAAAUACUGUAAGGCAGGGUUUAAACGAGAGGAGAGUUUUCCGGAUUCUGAAACAUUUCUGGAAUUUUUUUGCAUUCAGGGUACUCGGAUAUGAAGGCUUUAAAAAAAAUUUGAAUUUUGAUUUCGGAUUAGCGCACCUGCGUACAGAUGGCUAAACGAAUCCGACACCAAAAUGUUUCAGAUUAGUUAUGGAUGCGGAAAUAUCUCCUGUAAUGAAAACCUAGCUUAAAUCUUACCUGGGUUUAACUUUUCCAAUCUCCUCUGUAAAACAAUAAACGCAUGGAGGUUGUGCUGUGGAUGGUACAAGGUCAGAGAUUAGAAAAACACGAGCCACGAGGCCCACAUUGUAGGAUGAGUUUUUUCCCGUUUUCUGGAGAAUGAAGCAGCAAAUAGUAGUUGUAUUGCUACUACCACUGGAUAAGAUAACCGUUCAACCACUCGUCGUAAAACUGGCAAUAAAAGAGUAGGGUCUAGAGCGAAAUUGCGAGCUACACCUCGUUUGAGUCAAUGUUAAACUGCGGCGUUUGGUUGUAAAUGCCCCGAUUAUGCAAAGUUUUGAAGAACUGGAUGCAUGGCACGUGCAGCUCGUGCGGAAAUAAAAAUAAAGCACGCACGUGCUGCUCGUGUGCCUCAACAAGGUAAAAAAAUGGUGAUGCAGAGUACUUUUAAAGACUAUUGCCACGUGUUCGGUGAAUCUGGUAUACGAAUCCGCAACUUUUUGAAUCCGCUCUCCAGAGUGGAAAUGUAUGUUUUGAAUACGCUAUUAAUCCGGGAUCGUGUGGUCGCCAACUCCUGAUAUUUUUUUAAUCCGGUGACGUAACAAGAUCAAGCCCAGUUCUUCACCGUGAAAGGCAGAGCAAGAUGCAAAUUUCGCGUGCUUUACGACGCAUGCUCUGUUGCCAAUAUUUCCAGAGGAGUCCUGGGUACUAGAAUGAAUCCGUAUACGUGUCGGAUACGUGUGGACGGGUAAAUUCGAUUUGAAGACUGAUACGUGUGUGGACGUGAAAAUUUUUGAAUCUGGAAAGAAGAAGUUGCGGAUUCAAAAAUAUCCGGAUAUACGUAUGGACGGGGCCUAUACCUGAUACCGUCCACCCCAAAAUUGGAAGAUCAUAGCUUAAGGGAGGGCAUAUGUGAGUUGUUAUUUUGUGUAAUAAGAACCGUGAAAGCAUUGCAUCUUUUCAGAAGCUGUUGGCCGUCAUCUGGGGGCCAUAUUUGGUUAUUGGCUACCAUGCUUAUUUAUAUGGAUUCUUAAUAUUGUUGCGAUCGUUGCUUUGACAGUGAUUCUAACAAGUGGGCUGGAAACGUUUUACUUUUUCACAGACUGGAGGCAUGAACAAGUAUAUGAGCAACCUUGAAUGUCUUGGUUUGAUUGUCGGCUGUUUGUGUCAUGACUUGGACCAUAGAGGAACAAACAAUGCUUUUCAGACCAAGUACGUCAUUAUUUCAGUAAAGCCAACAUCGACUCGUAACGCUUACCAAUUUACAAAUAGACAAACGUGAUGGGCUCUUCUAACAACUGUUUUGAACCUUUUUAGGCAGGCGUGGCAUUAGGGGAAAAAAGAGCGACUUCUACCCGCGAGAGCCGCGUGCCCCUCCACUUUGCGCACUGUUAAUUCCCCCCAUUCCCCAAUUUCGUUCCUAGGCUUCUCUCUCUUGUUUCGAGAAAUUAUUCGGCUGUAAUUAUGCAAAAUUUGGGGGGGGGGGGUGGGGGGCAAAUAAGGUGCAUUAUGGGAGAUGUGUAAGUGGUGUAUAGAGAGGAGAAGUGUGACGUCACAUUCUCAUGGUAGCACAUUUUCUGGGUCUCUACAAUCUUUGUUGACAGAGACGGUUAAAGUUCGUUUAAACGAUUGAAGAAAAGCAUGGGCUACCGUUUUGUUCCUGAGAGCAGUCAUAUAUGUCAGUUUUUUAGUUUUUUCUUCUGCCGUAUGUGCAUUAUCUCAGUUUGUUGAGAUGGAGAAAUUUUGCUACCAUGGCAAAGUGACGAAACAACUUCUCCUCCCUGUUUCGGCGCUUGCUUCACACGUGAACAAGGAAAUUGUAGACAUCUGUUGGCUGGUCAGCGUCUACAAAUUACCCUGUGAUAAGUACUGUUUUCCAUUUAAAGUGAACCAUUUUAUCAACUUAAAGUAUUGGAGUGUAUUAUAUAUAUUAGACUGUAUAGACUUUCACUAGUAGACUAUAUAUUUAGGACUGUAGUUGUAUUGAAUUUACGCCCAUUCUAAAAAAAUUGUUUGACACCUUUUUUCUUGUUGUCAACAGGACAGACUCCCCUUUAGCCAAGCUGUACACGACCUCUACUUUAGAGCAUCAUCACUUUAAUCAUGCUGUAAUUAUCCUCAGCACAGAGGUGAGCGACUUGACAUGCAGUUAGUGAAGCACAUAAAUCUGAGGAAUCACACUUAAGAAAACGCAAUCAACCAGUCAGACCUCACAACAAAAUAAGGGAGUUCAUUUUAAACGUAAUGUCACACUAACCAUGAAAUUUUUUUCAAAAGGGCCACAACAUUUUCCAGAAACUAAAUGCUGAUGAGUACAGACAAGUUAUUAGUUACAUAAAGCAUUCUAUCCUAUCAACGGAUUUAGCUGUGAAUUUUAGGUAAGUUCUUUACUUACGUGGUCGUUACUCGUCUAUUUCGUUUUUGUGUCGUUUAAAGAGCGAAGACAGUUUCAGUUAAGGUUUUUUAUUUUUUAAACUGAAGACUAGGUGUCGUUUAAUUGACCUUGAAUUGAAACGUUCGGGUUUUUUUAAAUUUUAGGCAACGUUCAAUGUUCUUUCCACUUGUUGAAAAGGGCGGCUUGGAUACCUCAAUCCCGGAUCAUAGAGACAUGCUCAAGUAAGUUUCAAGUCGCCCGUAGCAUCAUUUCUCACAUGUUCACCGGGCUUUAGGCGAAUGUGAGGCUGUUCCAACUUGGUGCAAGAGAACUGGUGCUUGGGUCACCAGCAUCAGUAAAAUGGUGGGGUGUUCACACUAGGUACCCAAUGUAACUGUCUGUUUACGUUUCUACGGAGUUCUAGCAGCCACGUUUUUGAGUGACGCACGUCAACCGGAAAAGGACUUUUUGCACUCUUGAGCCGCGAUUUUGAAAAAAAAUUUGGGCAAGUCGUCUCUAUAAGAGUACAGACACUUAGCCAUACAAAUUUGGUCGCGUCAAGGCGUAUUAAAAGAGAAAAAAAGCUCACUUCCGGUUGACGUGGGUCGUUCAAAAACGUUGCUGCUUAAACUGCCCUGUCAGACGCCAUUUUGGAACUCUUUUGAGCUUAACCGGAAGUAAAAAGCAGCCGAUUUCCCCGGAAUUAACAGGCAUUGUGUGCAUAUCGGGACCCGGUGUUAGCUUAAGGGUCUCGACUUUGUACUCGGACAUUUGUUCACAUUAGUGCCAAGUCCGUACCGUACUCGGGCACCGUGGCCGGGCGCCAACUUUGAACGCUGCCUAUGCCACCAAGUUUAGUUCACGUCUUGGUCGUGCGGGGACUGCAAGGAAAUGUGCCAAAAGACGUGUUUAUUUAAAACUAUUGUUUUGUUUUUUGUUUUUUGAUGUUCUCGUUGCCGUCGCCGUCGUCAUUAGUGAACUUACGCUAAAGGAAGGUCGAGGAAAGAAGACGCGGCAAACCUUGUGUGACAAGCGUGACAGUAAUUUUUUUUGCUACAGCUUUUCCCCAAACUUCACUCUCCUUUAAACAGAUCUUUUUGUAAAAGACCAGAAAACCUUAAUGUUAGUGAAGAUCACGACAAAACACGCAAGUAAUAGCCCUGUCACUUUUAUUACACACAAACGUUUUGUCGUCCUCUUCUUCCUGCCGUCCAGGUGCGUAAACUCACUAUUGCUGUCUAGUUCCAUUUGUUAUUAAUGCCAAUUAUGCGUCCUUAUUCUCUAUCAAACUUGAGAAAUUACUUGUGAAUGACAGAUCACAGCUUCGCAUCAAACAAAGCAUUAUAUUAAACGUUACAAACAACAAAAAUGUGAAGUUUGAAAAACUAUCAGGCAGUGCAAUCCGUUUCGAUCCUCUUCACGUUUUUCCAUCCGUGCCUCAUUCUGCAUUUGCUGUGCUAUUUAUACCAUCUUUUCAUGUUUUGAGCAGUUAUUUUUAUGUUUCUGUCAAUUUGGUGGCAGUUGGCACUUUCUGAAUUUUGAUAAAUUUCGUGACGCAGUUCCUUUAAGCUGCCUAAUGACACAUUCUGUACUGUUACCUAGAGCUAUGAUGAUGACUGCUUGUGAUCUCAAUGGAACUACAAAGCCCUGGGAGAUUCAGAAAGAGGUUUGUCAAGCUUCUUCACUUCCUGGAUCUGUCAAAUAGUAUACUGUUUUCACUGAGAUUUCCGCUACAAAAUGGUCUUUUUUCCCCUUCAAACGAUCACUGUUCCAUCCGAUUCCUGACCACCGCUUCCCCCCCCCCUCAGGAAAGCAAACUAUGAAGUUUUGCAGAAACUUGUGAGUAAGAUGAAUGUUAGUUUUUUGAAAUAAAUCCAGAUAGGAAAGCAGGCGUUUUUGUUUGGUUGGUUUUUUGUUUUUCUGAUAAGGCAAGUCAUGUUACAGAUAAAACGAAUUUGGAAGGUCUAGAUUUUUUCUGCUUACUACGACAAAGUAUGUUUGGGACAUUUUCACUGUUCUUCUCAUUUUCUGAAUGUUCAAGAAUAAUGUGGCACACCACAGGCACACCAUCCUCUAGGUUCAUAAUGGGCACAGACAGAAGGUGGUCUGCCUGUGGGCACAUCAACGCAAUCCUAUCUUGAUAACCUCAUGGUUCAUUGCUUGAUGGUCUCUCAUUAUCGCUAAUUUUCAGGUUGUUCAUUUAGUGACGAGUGAGUUCUUCCAGCAAGGAGAUCUUGAGCGAACCACCCUCAAGAUGGAGCCAUCUGUAAGUACAGUAGGGGAGGAAGAUCGGGGAGACUUUGGGGAUGGGCAUAGGGCUGAGACAACGAACUGGGCAAAGGGGUGCCGAAAAAUACGCGUGUGCCCGUUUAUUUGCCCUGUCACCUUACUCAACUCCCAACUUAACUUAGCGCUUGUGGUAAAAACACUCGCGAUUUUUCCAUGCAGUUAUACGUUUGACUCAAAAUGUUACUUCAAAAUUUAUUACAAUUUUUUUUGUAGGCUCUCAUGGAUAGACAAAAGAUUGAUGAACUACCUGCGCUUCAAGUACAAUUCUUUGAAACAACAGGGAUUCCUGUCUUUAAGGUAGAUUAACAAUUCCAAAUUUCAUGUUCUAAAAUAGAGUUUUUUAACUCACGUACCCAGUAGUUUGCUACACAGCCGUCACAAUUACGGCUAUGUAGCAGAAUACGUGGCCUACAACUAUGCAAAUUUAUUGGAGCAAAAGAAAGUUUUUGCAUAAGAAAAGGGUUCAAAACCCAUAGAAAUGGUCUGAAACACCAUCUUGGCCGCCGUUUCUUUGUUAAGGGUCACCAAUAUGACGGACGUGACAUCAUGUGAAAACGCCCAAAAUAGCCCUCGGGUCCCGUUUUUUGCCCGUCCCGUAGGUAACGUUUUGGCACGGGAAAGUGCUUUUUUAUAAGCGCCAAGUGUUCACACAUCUUAUCAAUUUUUUUAAUAAUAAUAAUAAUAAUAAUAAUUUAUUCAUUUAUAGUGCGCUUUUUUAACAGGCUAGGUGAUCAAAAGCGCAUUACAACAAUAAAUAACCUAAAAACUAUUAAUACAAAUAUUAGAAAUAUAUUUAAUAUCUAAGAGAUAUUAAAAGCUAAUUUAAAAAGAUAAGUUUUAAGAUUAGAUUUAAAAGUAGAAAUACAUGUCAUGCUGCGGAGGCUAACAGGAAGAGCGUUCCAUAAAGUGGGCGCAGCCACACUGAAGGAUCUGUCACCAAAUGACUUUUUCAUUUUUCCUGACGGAUGCUUUAAUAAAACACCUUUUUAGUUUUGAAGGCAAUGCGUAAAGUGCAGUUGCUUUAUCAACUCAAAACUACUCAACCAUUCUAUCGAUUCCGACUUAUUAUUAGUAGAGACCUUUAGAUUCUAAGACGAGGGCGACGGCUACAAGUACUACAUUUUCUCAAUACUAAGUAGUGCUACGAGUUUUAAUUUCGUGGUGACGGGAAAAAGUGAUAACAUGUUAAAGGUUUUAUCAUUUUGGGAUCGAGACAGGGUUAAACUUCUUUCAAUAAAGAUAACUUUUCUAAUUUUUUUUUCUUGAAAAAAGUACAAUGAAGCAUACCAGGGGGUCUAGUCUUUGAGAAGACGCGAAAAAAACGUUAAGUCACAUCUCGUACUCGUAGCCUUUCUCGUUCUCGAACCUAAAGGUCAGUAUUACUUACCGUCCGAACGCCUGAUAUUUGGUUCUUUUGUCAGGCUUUGACUCAAUUCAACUCCAAGAUAAAGCCUCUUUACGUUGGAGCAGAACGCAACAAAAACCGCUGGUGUGAACUAGAAAAGGAACGGCAGGCCCGGCAACGUGAAGAAGAUAACGUCAAACAACAGAUUGUCACGUGACAUUACGAGUACCAGUGUCAUGUUCCGUCACUCUCGUGAGCGCGAACAGUGGAUACCUACAAUCGGACCUUUCCGGACAGCGGUCGGAACCAUUCGUGAGAUGCCUGUAGAAAGUUCAUCUUAGUUCUCAAGAGCUUUGCUGCUUCAGUUGCUGCAGGGAAUCAACCACUUAGAACUGGAAAGCUUCAUCUAGUCGCACAUGUUUCGUUUUGAACAUGUUAGUGAUCGCCAAAUGCUCUGUGGUAAGAGAAAAAAGACCUUGAAAGGUUCGUUGCCAUUUAGCACGUGAUCACUUGGAAAUUAUGUGGGACGCGUACCAUUUUGGCAGGUCUAACGGCUCAGAUUGAAAGCUCGCGGCAUACUGUUACCGUCUUGCUUUGCUGGGUUUAAAAAUGCAUAAGUAGGUUGUUCUCACUUGGUGCUCGAGUACUAGUGCAUGGGUAAACGCACAAAAUGGUGUUGUGUUUACUCGUUAGGUACUCAUGUAACUAUGUACAUAUUUGCUCCAUUUCAUCAUGUCAGACGCCAGUGAAGCGUGAGCGUAUGAGGGAUUUAUGGGCCGGGUAUGCAAAGCAGUUGAUUGCUUCAGACUAACAAAAACGUGUCUACUUUAGUGCCCGAAUUCUGGAGUAGGUGCUUAAGAAAGGGUGUGUUCACAUUAGUGCCUAGCUAAUACUUACUCGGGUGCUGUCUCCGGGCACCAAGUGUAAACGCUGCUUUUUACAAUCAGCUCCCUGCUACAUCAGGAGGGAGGUUUUAAUAUAGUUAUUUCCGGAGGUGUUUCCCUAGCGACAGAACCUGAAAAAGUUCAGUUAACGUUUCUCGAGUUGCAUCCUGUGUUUUUUUAAACCAUUAUCCGUGGGUAAGACAAUCGCACAAAGUACGUCUUAACUAAACUAAAACUAUUUUGGUAUUGUGGCGAUUAAUGCUUCUUUGUCGUGAGUUGAGGUUUUGGUCAUGAGGUGACUAACAGUAGCUGGUGACCUCUGUCAGAUCUAAUUUCAACACUAAGAUGGUACUGUUUUCCGUUUGCAUUUUUUUUAAUGAUCGCAGCUCCUUUUGGCCCGUUUCACCUAACAAGUGGUAUGCGUUCGAGUUAGGGGAAUAACAAUUUAUAUUUAUCGUUCAAGGGGAAAUAAAUAGUCGCUGAAUUCUAUUUUUUCUACGAAAAUUAACUAUGUAUGGACCAAUUGAUUGUUUUUGGUGGACAAUAGUAACAUUGAAUUGCCUCGUACGAGCUUAACCGAGGACUCCAUGAAAUGUCUUUCUUACACGUGUUGCUAAAUACUUAAUAUAUAUCAUAUAAAUAUACAUGAUUGCUUGUUAUCAUAGUAAUAAUAAUAAAGAGGCACUUUCUUCUUUUAUCGAGGAUAUAAAACCAGCAAACUUCUUUACGAAGUACUGGAUAUUGGAGUCCCUGGAGGAAUUUCUUUUCCUUGGAUAUAGUACAACAUAGAUUGCGCGCGCAACGUGUUUGACUCGACACGACGUGCCGCUUUUUCCUGAGCAGUUACCAAGCGGUAGUGGGCUUUUGCGCGUCUGCUAUGUUUAUCCAUGCAUUUGCCGAACUCUCAUUGCCCGUUCAGAAAAACACUAUAAAUGGAGGAGUUUGUAAUCAGUGAGAUGAUUUUUUGCCGUAGGAAUUCCUAGUUGGGUCAGGGUAUAGAUUUGACCUGAACAUUUCACUUCUAACCGCACUUGGUCUUGGCGCCAGACUGUCUGGAUCUGCAGCAACCUCGCAAAUUUAUUUGAAGAUUAAAAUUAUUAAUUAGGUCAGGGUGCUAAAUACUGAAUUUAUAGGUACAAUGCCGUAUUUAUUUGAUUAACUGCCCUGGGCGUUUAUUAAAUUUUUGGAACUUUAGAGUGGGCGCUUAUUCGAGACUGGGCGCUUAUUAAGUUUUCGCCAUU
Porites lobata is the source of this 19545-nucleotide messenger RNA. NCBI's taxonomy places the organism in Eukaryota, Metazoa, Cnidaria, Anthozoa, Scleractinia, Poritidae. The record is from the annotation of a GenBank genome assembly.